AUGUGACGCCGCGAUGCAUUGCUGGCUUGUUUAGGGAAAUGAUGUUUGCGUUGGUUUGAAACCAGUUUAAAAGAUUUUAAGCGAUUUAAAGGUGUCCGUCAGAGUGCUAGAACCCCGGCACUGAAGCUUGAGAAGCAAUGAGGAAGAGUGGCUGUGAAAGCAGAGGAACUGUAUGGUACAGCAACACUUGUCAAAAUCAAAUAGCAAAAGUUUGCUCAAAGGAAUGUCUGAUGUCUUUUUAGUGAGGCUAUUACGAAGACUUUUAAGCUACUUGCAUUAGUUUGUUUGUUUCAAUCAUGAGCCCUAGGAUCUCUGUUCUCAUGAGUGCUUUGCAGUACUGUAUAAUGGCAUGUUACUGCUCUCCACGCCCAGAACAUGGACCUCAGUCUUACUCAAUAGUAGUGGAUGCAUCCAAACCACAAAAGGAACUGAAGCAUUUCUGGAGGAGUACAGGAUUUUGCCCCCCUCUGCCACACAACAGAGCAGACCUGUUUGACUUAAGUAAAGACCAAGAACUGAACCUUGCAUAUGUUGCCUCAGUACCUCACAGUGGCAUUGAACAAGUUCGAAUUCAUUGGCUAUUGGAGCUAAUUUCAAUUCGAGAGAUAAAUGGCAAGCCACAGUACAAUUUUACGAACUUGGAUCGUUUAAUUCACAGAAUCUGGGAAAAUGACUUAACACCAGGAUUUGAACUCAUGGGAAAUCCUUCAGGUUAUUUCACCAAUUUUGAAGAAAAAAUACAAGUGUUUGAAUGGAAAAAAAUGAUCACCUUUUUGGCACAAAGGUACAUAGAUAUGUAUGGUAUAGCAUAUGUGUCAAAGUGGAAUUUUGAAACAUGGAAUGAACCAGAUCAUCAUGACUUUGAUAAUUUAACAUUCACAGUUCUAGGAUUCCAAAACUACUAUGAUGCCUGUUCAGAAGGUCUGAAAGAUGCCAGUACGCUACUUAAAUUCGGUGGUCCUGGAGGUUCAUGCCAUCCUCCCCCACACUCACCAAUUUGUUGGGGCUUGCUAAAUCACUGCUAUAAUGGGACCAACUUCUUUACAGGAGAGAUUGGAAUACGAUUGGAUUAUAUUGCAUUACACAAAAAAGGUGCUGGUAGGUCUCUGCACAUCAUAGAGCAAGAAUUGGAUACAGUUCAUCAGAUCCAGAAACUCUUUCCUAAAUUCCAGUCAAUCCCCAUUUACAACGAUGAGGGUGAUCCACUGGUCGGUUGGUCAAUUCCUCAAGUCUGGAGAGCUGAAGUGACUUACGCUGCUAUGGUUGUUAAGGUAAUAUCACAGCACCAGAAUCUGCUAAUUGCGAAUCCAAAGAGCACUAUAAAUUUUACAUUGCUUAGCAAUGAUAAUGCCUUCCUGAACUACCACCCAAACUACUUUACACAGAGGACUCUUACUGCCAGAUUUCAGAUGAACAAUACAAAGCCACCACAUGUACAGAUGAUUCGCAAACCAGUGCUCACUGUUAUGGGAUUGUUGGCAUUAUUAGGUGAGAAACAACUGAAAGUAGACGUGAUGCUCAGUGGCGAUGCCUCGGAUUGGAAUAGCACUUUGGGAGCACUAGCAAGUAUUCACGAGCCUUCAACUCGUCAUUCCUCUGACUGUUGGCAGUCUGCAGUAUUGAUUUACAAUAGUGAUGACAUUCGAACAUCUUUAGAUGUUACCUUCGUGACUAUCAACCUGACUAAUUUUCCCACUCAGAAAGAACUCAUGUAUGUCAUUUACCACCUGGACAACAAUGACACAAACCCUUACUUGCAGUGGAAGAAUCUUGGAAGCCCGGAUUUUCCAACAGUGGAUCAGUUUCGUAUUAUGAGAGAAAUGGAGGAUCCAGUAGUAAAGGGACCAAUACCAUUUCCUCCCGAAGAAAUCCUCAUUUUAAAACUACAGCUUCGUCUUCCUUCCGUGUAUCUUUUGCACAUUUGUGCAAAGCCCGAAAGGCCUCCAAAUCAGGUUAAUGGUGUGAACUUCAUACCUCUGACCCUGGGUCAGGUGGUUAUCAGUUGGAAUGAUGGUUGUGUCAAUUCAAAAUGUUUGAAAACAUUUGAAGUAGAGUUUUCAGUUAAUGGAAAAGUUUACAAAAGGAUUAAUGAUAAGGACACUAUAUUUACCAUUUUUGUCUAUGCUCCACUCAGAAAGAGAAAAGAUCUGUCUGGUUUCUACCGGAUUCGAGCGGUGGACUACUGGGGCAAAGCUGGAAAAUAUUCCGACCCUGUUAAAUACAUUGAAAGGAAGUAUUAGAAAAAGUUUGUGAGAAACAUUUGUAAUACCAAUAAGUAUCUACUCUAUGUGGGUAACUAUCUAAGAUAACAUGGCGAUACAAGCCAUAAUAAUUCUUAUUUCAAAAUGACAUCAUGAAUGAAAUAUUUUUUAUUGUUUAGUAAUAAAAUUCUAUUGGUCUUUUAUAAGAUCAUAAUAAAUUUGCACUGCAUGUUUCACUGGUGAAUAAAAUCUACAUCUAUGAAUGGUUUUCCUGAUUUGUUCAAAAUUAAAUAUGAGGUUAGUG
Molecule: messenger RNA, 2505 nt
Organism: Pristis pectinata (smalltooth sawfish)
Lineage: Eukaryota; Metazoa; Chordata; Chondrichthyes; Rhinopristiformes; Pristidae
Gene: idua
Product: alpha-L-iduronidase
Exons: 14
Coding region: 297-2240 (647 amino acids)
Biological process (GO): carbohydrate metabolic process
Molecular function (GO): L-iduronidase activity
Source: RefSeq, a predicted model, not a curated record